Amoebophrya sp. A25 is the source of this 2637-nucleotide messenger RNA. NCBI's taxonomy places the organism in Eukaryota, Dinophyceae, Syndiniales, Amoebophryaceae. The record is from the annotation of a GenBank genome assembly.
AUGGAGAUAGUGCGUGCUUACGUGACACUGAAACUCGCAAGCGGAACACUCGAUGAGCGCAUCAUAGCUGAAACUGUGUGGUGGCACAUGAUGAAAGCUACGGAGUAUCGGCGACGAGGUCUGUUCAUACCCCCGGCAACCACGACGGAGCAGGCGGAUUUGCAUGGCGAGCACAAUAUUCAAGCGGUAGAUCAUGAAAAGCGGUCGUCAUCCGAACAGAUCCACGACAUCAUGGCUCAAAUUCCAUUCGAAGCGAGCGCUAUCGAACUCCGAGACGGACUGUUCAAGAACCCGCUGAGCGGCAGGCUUGUGAGCUACAACCUUUUUCCUCUGUUACUCGGCGGCUUGCCAUUUGCAGAAGUUUUCGACUGGUUGUCCACAGAAUUUCUGAAGAUGCCAUGGAGGCUGCCGCAGGCAUGCAAAGAGCAGGAAGCUUUACUGACACCUGGUGGUCAAGAAUUGCGAGGGCAGGUCUGCCCGCCGUGCGGUGUUCUUCCACAUCAAGUGGAGUGGUUCCACGAGCAAGUUUUUCUCGCUCGCUUUGUUGCAGACGUCGGGGGAGAGUUGGCUGCAAAGGAGCAGGAGGAGAACGAGAACGCGGAAAAAAAUCAGAGUGCUGAUCGUUGGAGAAAAACAAAAAAGGCAAUGAUGACCAACAAAAAUGCAGAAAGUUACAGUUCUUCCAGUGCGAUUAUAGAAGAUCAAGUUGCGUCUUUCCGGUCGCAUAAGCACGUUUUUCACCGAGAUCUGCAAGUGAGAUCCUGGAUUCCAUUCGACCUUGACACCGAAGAAGAAGCGUGGGCAGUGGUAUUAACGGGUCUCCCUGAUGACGAGACUGGAGGCGCAGAUACGAAACAAGAAAGAUCAUGGAUGGAGAAUGAAGAUUUCAAGAAAAUCCUCCGCAACCUGCACGUGUACAUCACCGCAAUUCGUGUUCUUGCUCGCUCUGUGCUGAAGCGUGCCAAAGUGCGUCGUCCCUUUCUUGUUCUGCACACGAGUAAGCGACUUCUUAGCGCAUCAGAACGCCGGCAGCACGAAUGCGAAAGCAGCGGAAAACAAGGUGAGCUACAGCCAACGACUAGUACAACAGGCAAGCAACAGCAAAGGCUUUCACACAAGCAAGACAACGAGGUAGAAGAUUUUUCAUUUCUGCUCGACCUUUUGCGACGCGAUGGCCUGACUCCUGUUUACGUGCCGCCACCGGAGGUCGAGCACCUGCCACGUACCGUGAAAGUCCGCGGAGACGAUGAGUUUACCGACGACGACUCGUGGCGGCAAACUCUAACUUCGUCAUGGUGGUCCAAAAUUCGGCUGUGGCAGCUCACACAGUACCGAAAAAUCGUGUAUCUAGACGCGGACAUGCUCGCAAUGCAGAAUCUGGAGCCACUCUUUAUUAUGGCGACCACUCUGAACGAUUGUGAAUUCGUUCCUGUUUUCAAGAGCAUUAUCCUCAACAUUCUCUCAAUCUCCAUUCAGUAGAUUCAAGCAAAGUAGGAGCGUGGAGCUUAUCUGUGUGUGUGUAAAAAGAAAUGGUUUUCGACCUACUCGCGCUAACUUCAGUAUCGACGCAGAUUUCGCUUUACCGCUGUAUGAGGACAGCGUGAUCGGCUUGAUGGUGAUUCGCCCGAAUGUGGACACUUAUAAUCACAUGCUGGCAGAGCUUGGGGCGGAGGCAGAGAGGGUUAAUGCGCGCUUGCGCUCCGUCGAUCAAGCCUUCCAGCAUGCUUUCUGGUUCGGAGCUGGGCUACAGGAGGCAGGAUACGCAGUAUUCGACGAAAGUGGUACCUUUUUACACUGCGACCAGCGCUAUUACGAAGAUUGGGUACUAGAAGCUGAUGCACAGACGGACAAAGGCCGAAGUGCGGCAGUGAAUAUGCCAGAUGGAGCAGGAGCUACGCAAGACCAGGAAGGUCCGAGGACAACAGAAUAUGCAGUGGACCAUGGUGAAGAGAACAAAGGCGAGAACGGAGUCCGCAGGAUCUGGGUGAACAACAGGCCAUACUUGCAACCACCAAAAUUUGCAGCUAGCGGCGACAAAUUACGUGACUACAACUCAACCGAGGAUCAUCCGCUAUAUCAGGCAGACAAAGUAGUUGUAGCAGACGCGGAGGUGCAAAGUGGUGAAGGAGUGAAAGAGAACCUCCUAUCUCAAACUCCGGAUAAGGAGGACCACGAGGAGAAGCAUGAGAGCAGCAGUAAAAUAUCAGAUAGCAACCCGUCUUCAUCAGGUGCCUCUACAAGCAGCUACAAAAUCUGCGUCCUGCCUCUUGAGUACCACUUCGCUGUCACGUAUCCGCAGGUUCACCGCUUAGUGCGGUACCCCAAGCGCUACUCCAACUCGGCGGAUUUGGUGUACAAAGUCGUUUCGCGAGUCGAGACUCACGCGAAACUUCUGCAUUGGCCCGGCGAAAAACGGAAGCCGUGGAUGCACUACUCCCAAGUGGCGCGGACACCCUAUGACAGUCUCUGGUGGGUGGAGUACGAAAAUCUUGAAAAUCAUGACAGGAUUUUAUCGGCGGAAAGACAGCAACCAACAAUACAAUUCAAUUGUUAGAGGUAAAGCUGCUACUUUUCUUUGCUGUGUCAGUAGAAAGGGAGCACUUUUUCCGUUUUUGAAGCGCGUUUGGCUGAAAAAAG